Pisolithus orientalis is the source of this 524-nucleotide messenger RNA. RefSeq lists its product as uncharacterized. Lineage: Eukaryota; Fungi; Basidiomycota; Agaricomycetes; Boletales; Pisolithaceae. The transcript has 5 exons. The record is from RefSeq and is a predicted model, not a curated record. The annotation marks the transcript as partial.
AUGACAACUAGGUCACCUGCUAUUACUUUCAAAGUUGGUCCCCCUGUUGGUGCCUGGAGGUCAAAGAGAGUCAAUCCUACCAUCACUUUGCCCACCAAAGCCCAACCUUCAUGUGGUGCAAAGGCCCAUCACCGGGUAGUCAAAUGGAUGGUGAGGAGUGCCUGUUGCAAUUCUUUGCAAGGGUUGACAGAGCAAGAAUGCAAGGAUCAGUACCUUGACUCCUUCCAGAUGAGACAGGUUACACUCCAGAAUGGUAUGAAGCUUGACCAUGCUGUUGCCCUUGAGCAGCUACAAUUGGGCAUCAUUUCUAUGGAAGAUAUAGUUGCUGAGCAGGGUCACAAAAAGUCUGUUACCCCCAAUGACAGUGAAGAGGAUGAACAAGCUGUUGAGAGUAUGGUGAAAGCUGAAGGUGAUCUGGUCUCAGAGAACCUGGUGAAUCAUGAUGGUCACCAAGCUGUUGAAAAUAUGAUGGACUCCAUUCAUCAUGGUGAUGUUGAGCAUGAAAGUGCAUCAGACAGUGAUUG